AUGUCUGGUGUUGUGCCAUAUGUUGCUGGUUGGGUUGGUUUUGGAUUCACAGUUAGGGUAGUUGCUUUAGCCAUUCAACAAAGACCCCUUUUACAAAAACCCAUGACUCAUGCACUUUCGGCUGCAUUUUUUGGAGGAGUAGGAUCUUAUAUAUAUUAUCUUGAGCAACGACAAUUAGAAUUAAUUCAAAAACGUAAACAUACUUUAUUAGAAAAUAGAAAAAGGAAGAGAGAAUAUGAGGAAGCUAAAGCAAAAGAACAUGCGAUGGCUGCAUAA
Messenger RNA from Funneliformis caledonium, 276 nucleotides. The record is from the annotation of a GenBank genome assembly. Lineage: Eukaryota; Fungi; Glomeromycota; Glomeromycetes; Glomerales; Glomeraceae.